Messenger RNA from Sparassis crispa, 1377 nucleotides. RefSeq lists its product as hypothetical. The coding region runs from base 1 to 1377 and encodes 458 amino acids. The record is from RefSeq and is a predicted model, not a curated record. Lineage: Eukaryota; Fungi; Basidiomycota; Agaricomycetes; Polyporales; Sparassidaceae. The transcript has 4 exons.
AUGUCAAGCCUCAUCUCGGUGUGCCACAGUGCGUUAAGCCAGCAGUCAGCACAUGCGAAUUUAUAUCGCCAUAUUGCCGCUCUACUCACCCGUGGGACCGAUGACGAUGGCAAAGGGUCAAAGGUUAUUGCUGUGACGGGGAGAUCCACUCUUCAAGGCACAUUAGUGGUGAUCAGCGCGGAGGACCGUGACGAGGAUGCCGGAGACACGGACGCUGCUGUCACUGGCAGUAUGCUAGGAGCAACACAAAAAUCCCGACCGGAAGAGAACUUAUCGGAAGAUUUGGAUAUAGACUGGAUCCCUCGGAGCGAAAAGAAGUUGUCCGACCUUCGAAGCUCGAACGAUUUUGAUCUCGGCAUCGCAUUGAAGGAUCAUAUCAGCGAUGUUAUUGCAGCUCUUCGGGAGGUACCUCAUCGAAGUGAUCCCUCUUAUUCGACAUGCGUCAAAUCCUUCCGCCAUUUCGUCCUCAGGAGGAACUGUCAGACGAUGCUCCGGCGUUUUCAGGUGAGGCACAUAUUUUGGGAGGAGGAUCUAUUCGAUCUUCUUGAACCUUGGACUCCCGAGCCUGGGGAGACCCUUGAUGAAAAGUUUGUGCCCGCUUCGCGGGUUGGCAGAUAUAUACCGACCCCAGAUAUACCACUGGUCCGUCGAGGGGAUCGGGACAUGUUCGCCGUAACUAUCGAAACGCCUCGUCCUUGGCUUAGGAGUCUCGCCUCGUACAUCCUCAUUACCCUGGAUGCUCUGCAGUCUUUCAACGACGUGAUCAAUAGCAGCAAUCAGAAGGAGAAUUCACAGCUUUUGGACAAUUUGGUGGCAAAUAGUAUCGGCCCCAACACGCUCUUAUCCGCGCAUAUAUUUGAUUCGCUUUUCGUAAUACCUUCGCUUGUGGACCUUUUGCAGCGCAAACGAGCCACUUUACAGGUAGGCCAGGCGGUAUAUGAAGAACUAGAGGAAUUGGACCCCGACGGCGAGGCCUUUCCUCUGCGAUACAUUCGUUCGCUGGUGGCGUGCCAUACAGCCAUCCAUUUUUUGACGUCUCGCAAGAUAUUUCUCGGCAAUCGGCCACUGGAUUUCGCCCUUAUCCGAGUCCCGCAUCCUGAUAAGGACCUGGCUCCCGUGAAAGAAGUGAUGGAUAAUAAUUUCCUGACCUCGGUUAUGCAACGCAUCUUCCCUACAGGCCAGGUUGCAGCAGACGAUGAGAAGGAGUUCGCUCUGCAGGUGCUUCGUGCCGCUAUUCCUUCUGCAAUCAAGUCAUUUCAUGGCUCGGUGCACUGCGAGGCGAGCCUCAUGGCUAUCAAAGCUGCAGCUAAUGCAUCUGUUGCUACGUCUGGUAUUGGCACUAUUUUCUGUGUAUGUUUCGAUCAUUCCGAAAUGUAG